AUGGCCGCGGCCCUGGACGAGUCCCUCGCGGAGCUGAGAGAGACGUUCAGGAGCAGGAAGACGAGGAGCGCGCAGUGGAGGAGGUCCCAGUUGAAGGCACUGCUAAGGUUCGUCCAGGAAGAUGAGGAAGAGAUCUGCAGGGUCCUCGAGGAAGACCUGGGGAAGCCGGGAGGGGAAUCCUUCAGGGAUGAGGUCAGUGGCAUGCUCUCCUGCCUCAUGAUUGACGUUAAUCCGAUCUUGGAGGAGUUACGAGUUUAGAGAUUAAUUAUAUAAUACUUAUUUUAAUUUUCGGCCGCGAAUUUUACAUGAAGCUAUUUAACCUUGAACUCUAUUUCAUAACUCACCAGCCUAUUCACACUCCUAGUGCUCCGUUAUCUUUUCACAUGGUAUCGAUCUAGUGAAGUUGACAUUCAAGAGAUUUCUUCAGUGCUCUAUGGAAGGUAUAGGUUCUUGAAUCUCAUGUUUCAGAAUUGAGUUAACAUUUUUUCACUCUUCAGGGUAAAACUAAUUCUCAAUAAAAAGUUGGUACAUAGUAGUAAUUUAAAAUAAAUUAUGUCAUGAUAUUAAAAAUCACAUAUAUUUUCGUACUUUGAGUCCUAUGUUAAUCUUUACACAGUGUGAACCUUGAGACGCCAAUCUGCAACCAAUGUUGUGUGCCUCUACCAUACUUUGUAUCGGAAGCAGUGCUGGUCAGAUUUUUUGUGUUUUAACAAAUGUUUUACUGUUCCAAUUUAAAUAAUGUGAAGAAUUUAGGCAGUUUAGGCUAAAGAUAAUUUUCAUUAAAUGAAUUAGGCAUAUUCACGGGCAUCAGUAGUCAUAAGAUUUUAGGAGUCUGAUUUGCAAUGUGUUACUUUUCAAAAGCAUGCUCCAUGUGGGGGUUGAAUGUUUCUUCUGAUUAUUAUUCUUGUGAAGAACGCAAAUUUCAGGCAUAAUUCAAUAAUUAAACUUCAUAAACUGAAUCAGGCGAAAGAAUUGGACCGUAGUAGUUCAAAGCAAAGGAAUAAGCUAAAAAUAUCUAACCACAGGAUUUGACUUGUGUUCGUCGGAACGGCAUAACGUUUAUCUGAUCAUAUGGGGAGCCCUUGUCGAUGAAUUCAACCGGAAUCACUCACGUAGCAUUUAUCGUCUCGCAGCUGGGAGUCCUGACGAAAUCACUCAAUCUGGCGCUGGACAAUCUAGAGAGAUGGAUGGCACCGAAGAGUGUAUGGUCCUGACGUUAACUCGUCCUCUCGACUCGACGAAUUGACUCAACGAAUUCUUCAAUUCCUUGAAUGCGCAAGAGUUAAUAUGGUGGCCUGCAGGUCCGUGUGCCGUUAAUGGCGUUCCCCACCACAGCGGAGCUGGUCCCGGAGCCCCUAGGGCUCGUUCUCAUCUUCUCAUCGUGGAACUUCCCGAUGCGUAACGUCCUUCAUCCUCUCCCCCGGCAUCACAUCCUCUGGAGAUGAAACCUAGCCCUGAUUGUUGCUUCUCUUCUGAUCCAAUGGAGACCUCUGAUUUGUGCAGUCCUGGCCUUGGAUCCACUCGUGGGAGCCAUCGCCGCGGGGAACACUGUGGUCUUGAAGCCCUCGGAGCACGCUCCAUCCACGUCCUCAUUCAUCGCGAAGAAGAUCCCCAUGUACUUGGAUAGUGCCGCCGUCAAGGUGUUCGAGGGUGGGGAGGAGGUGGGAGAGCUGCUCAUGUCGAAGAAAUGGGAUCACGUCUUCUUUACUGGUGAGGAGAUGGGGUUACCAUUCCCCUCAGAAAACCUUCAGAAGUUCAGGUUUUGAGGCAGAUUCUUAUUUGCUAAUCGUGGAAAUUGGCAGGGAGCCAGAAAGUCGGGAGCUAUAUUAUGGCGGCGGCGGCGAAGAAUCUGACGCCAGUCACCUUGGAGCUGGGCGGGAAAUGCCCGGCCAUCCUCGAUUCCCUCUCCAGCAAGAGAGACAGAGACGUAAGUCAUCUUUUUAUAAGUAUCACAUUUUCCGCACGCCGCCGUUUGUCUUCAUGAACACAUUCGGAGAGGUUUCUUCUAUGGUCGGGAUUAAAUUGUCCCUGUUCUAGGCAUCAGUCCGCUGGUAGAGCUCAAGAACAUCUCCUGCACUGUUAAAUCGUGUAGGUUUCUGACAAUUUGGCUCUUGUCCGCAUCGCUGAAAACUCUCUCUGGCGAGUCGAAUGGGAUCAUUUUCAUCCUACUCAUUAUCGCUAUUUUCUCUCCAUUCGUUUCCAUUGGAUUGCGGCCUGUUUCAUUGCUUUGAUGUCCUCCCCACUCAAGAUUGCUGUGAGGCGGAUAACGAAUGCGAAGUGGGGCGUGUGCGGUGGACAAGUAUGCAUCGGAGUCGACUAUCUCCUCGUCGAAGAGAAAUCUGUGUCUGCUCUGGUAACUAUCACCCUCAUCCCUUAAAAAGACUAGCUAGGACAAUCUCACAUUGAUUAGAAGAAAAUAAGUAUAUCGCCUCAUUGGUUCAGAACUGGAUUAUCAGUUGUCUUUGAUUGAAUAUAUUCCUAGCUUGUUUACGCCUCAUAUUAGAAUUAUUUUUUCACUCAUGUGGCAGAAGUUAGAACAAAAUGGGAUAUACGGGCAAGUAUGUAUUGGCGUACAGUCAUAUUUAUUGAGGGAAAUUGAAUAUAUAAUUAAGGAGAUGUGCAUCUCUAGUCGUCAAAUGAUUUGCAUUAAGUGCGUAGAUCUUUUUCAGAAGUUAUUCUUCUAAUUCUGACAAGAGGAUUGUUGGCAUGUUGGACUGCCAGAUUGAGUUAAUAAAAGAGAAGAUCAAGGGUUACUACGGGGACGAUCCUCAAAGAACCGGAAGCAUGUCGAGGAUUGUAAACAAGUACCAUUUCAACAGGUUGAGGAGAUUGCUGGAAGAGCCAGGCGUUGCGACCAGCAUCGUCCACGGAGGAUUUAUGGACGAAAGCAACCUGUAACUCCUCACCAACUAUCAUUAAUGCUUUGUUCUAAAACAUAAUUGAAGCACCUCUGUGGAUGCGUGAGGGUUGUGAAUAUCUAUCCUCGCAGUUACAUUGAGCCUACGAUCCUCUUAAACCCGCCUCUCGAGUCAGAGAUAAUGAAAGAAGAAAUCUUUGGCCCGUUGCUUCCGAUUAUCACAGUAAGCCCGGGAUACCCACUGAGUUCAUCCGUACACUGAUCCCAAUUUAAUUUCUUUCUCCUUCUUUCUUUUCCCAGGUGAAGAAGAUUGAGGACAGCAUAGAUUUUGUCAACUCGCGGCCAAAACCUCUGGCCGCUUACGCAUUCACCAACGACAGCGCCUUGAAGAAAAGAAUAGUUUCGGAGACAUCCUCAGGGAGUCUGACAUUCAACGACGCAAUAGUCCAGGUAACUCAGAAUAUCGUAUUUCUGUUUAUACUUCCGGUUUCCUGCCGUGGGGGAGAAACCUCAGCGUUGGCCAUCAUCUUCCUGGUUUCAGUUCCUCGUGGACACGCUGCCAUUCGGGGGAGUGGGUCAGAGCGGCUUCGGGAGAUACCACGGGAAGUUCUCGUUUGACACGUUCAGCCAUGAGAAGGCAGUCCUAAGGAGGAACUUCUUGCUCGAGUUCAGCUUCGGGUUUCCUCCUUGGGACAGUCACAAGAUUGAAACUCUCAGAUCAGCAUAUAACUACGAUUAUCUCAACCUCGUCCUCCGGUUGCUGGGGCUGAAGUAA
Molecule: messenger RNA, 3632 nt
Organism: Spirodela intermedia
Lineage: Eukaryota; Viridiplantae; Streptophyta; Magnoliopsida; Alismatales; Araceae
Source: the annotation of a GenBank genome assembly